UUUGCUAAAUUUUACGCCGUGGUUUACCUAUGAAAUUGCAAAACAUAAACUUCACCUCUUACUGUAUACUAUGGACUGCUUAGCUCAGCCAAUUCAAGCUCAUGCCAGAGUUUGAAUUCGCAAAACUCAGAGACCAGAGAUAGACUUCACAACCUCGAUUGGUGCAACAAUGGAGGAGAUAUCCAAUUUUCCAUUAAACCCAGAGCCCGCAGAAGAAGAAACCCCGCAGUCUCAGAUGCAGGAAUCUACUCCCGACCGUAAAUCCAUGCGAACAACCAAACCCGGCAUCAAGCGCCUCAUCCUCAGCCUCACAGUGCUCUUCUCAUUCAUUAUAGGUUUCCCGUUCCUCUGGAAAUCCAUCGAAAUCUACCGCGCUCCACUCCCCUUUGACCGAAUCGAGUCCUUCUCCUCGCAAUUGGAGUCCGAUCCCUUACACUUCCCCUGCCGAUUCCAAGCCAUAUUCGUCGGCUUUGACUUCUCCGCUUCUCGUGGCCUUGGUCCAAACGACGUCGCAGCAGCAAUUACCCACAAGAUGUCCCAACUGAACCCUAACUCCUUGCGAUGCGGCAAUUGCGGCGGCGGUGACUACGACGUCUCUGUGGUCAUCGAUUCAGGCUCCAGUUGCGCGCAGACGGAGGGUUCGGAAGCUCGGUGUCCGUUGAAGUGUGGUGAAGUUGUUUUUGGCGGGAAGUUGAGUGACGAAGAUUUUGAUGAGAUGCUGAAGCGUUGUUUGGGGAAUGUAGACGGUGGAGGGAAGGGCUAUAGUGUUGUGGUUUUUAAUGGGGACAAGGAGGAAGGGGAAGUGAGGGCUGUGGUGGGUAAGUACCGGCAUGCGUGGGUACUCGGCCACGUUUCGGAGGAUGAGGCGGUUUCAAGGACAGCUGAGAUCUUUGCCAGGGUGUUUAUGAAUGGCGGGAAUGAAGGGAAUUCGAUUCGCAGUGAGUUCAUGCCGGUUGGUGCUGAUGGCAGGAUUGUUCUUUCCUUCAGUUUGCUCAAUGCAGAGCCACAAGAUUGGAUAUAUGAUUGGAGUUUUCAUGAAAUUGACAAGACUCUGUUGCAACCUGUGAUCCAAGCUUUGCAACCUAUAGCAAACAUAACGGUUGAAAGCCAGGUUUUAUACUACACGCCAAAGUCUUCCUUUUCGUACUGGGAUGAUAUACAUGGAAGCCACAUAUUCAGUACCAAGGAUCUUCCUUUCUUUCUUAAUUCAAAUGAGUGGCAUCUAGAUACUUCAGUUGCAGCAGGAGGGAGAUCUAAAGUAUUGCAACUUGUGGUGUAUAUACCAUCUGCAAAGGAAUGUCCUCUGCAAUUGGAGCUUCCAAAUGGAGAUCUCUCUAAGACUAAUGGCUUUAUAUCUCCUAUGUGGGGUGGUGUUGUUGUAUGGAAUCCCGAAAGUUGUGUAAAGGAUUUGGAGAGUAAAGAUCCAGACAGACGUGUGAUUUCACCCCAGAAUCUCCAGAAGCUUUUUGAAGUUCUAAUGGGGCAGUUGCGGCAACUCCUUGGUCUCAAGUCUGAUAACCUAUAUGUUGGUCAAUCAGGGGCAUACAUCCUCCUAGGGAGUGAAAGAGGUUUUACAGAAUGGGAGUUGGAUGUUUUGUCAGGGAAGCAUGUAUGCUUUAAUUUACAUUCAUGUGCGACGACACUUGGAUCUCUUUCCAGAUUGGUUCAAUCAUUGCCAAGAAUGAUUAUCAUUGAUGAAAUUGGAAAACAGGUGAAGUUUUCUCUGGAAGCUGCAAAGUUUGCUCAAAGUUAUGCAUCUACUGGAAUUUAUAAUGCAUCUGCUGUAUCAUCAAGGCAAGCAAGAUCUCUGGUGGAGAAUGCCUUUUUCCAUCCUUCAAUUAUGUCUAUCAGCUACUAUUCGUUUGAGCAUUGUUUUGCCAUCUAUUCGCCAUUUUUUCUUCCGGUUACAAUGCAUGUCAUCCUAGCUGCUUUGAGAGAAUGGAAAAGAUACAAGCAAGAAAAUAGGAAGUACUUGGCAUGGAAAGCCAAAGAAAGAAUUGUAUCUUAAUUCGCAUUACAAGAGAUCACAUUCGACAGUGCAAUGUAGCUAGUUUUCAAGGUACUAAGAACUCCAAUAUAUGAUUAAGCAGUGCAACCCAGCAAAACUCUUCUUUCUCUGCCUCCAAAAUCUGCUUCCUUUCUCUUGUCUUCCUAAAGAUUUAUAAUCUUGACAUCGGAGAGCUAUUUGAUGUAAUUGGGGCAAGGCAACAUGAACAGAGGGUCCGAGGAUCGUGGUUGUACGCUUGUACCAUGGGUAAGAAAUUAAGGGGAAAAAGAUACGCAUCACAGAAUGAGUUAGUGAAUUUGGGCAAGUAUGCAUGCAAUUUCUUCAUUCUGUGAACAAAAAGUGAUGCCAUUGGCUAGAUUUUGUUAUAUUGUGCUUGUCAAUAAACCUGAUUAAUAUAUAUUUUGACGUUCUCAA
Messenger RNA from Arachis duranensis, 2422 nucleotides. RefSeq lists its product as uncharacterized. Lineage: Eukaryota; Viridiplantae; Streptophyta; Magnoliopsida; Fabales; Fabaceae. Gene Ontology annotation, cellular component: GPI-anchor transamidase complex. The record is from RefSeq and is a predicted model, not a curated record. Gene Ontology annotation, biological process: attachment of GPI anchor to protein. The transcript is spliced from 12 exons. Bases 170 to 2008 code for a protein of 612 amino acids.